Molecule: messenger RNA, 1848 nt
Organism: Aspergillus pseudonomiae
Lineage: Eukaryota; Fungi; Ascomycota; Eurotiomycetes; Eurotiales; Aspergillaceae
Exons: 2
Coding region: 1-1848 (615 amino acids)
Source: RefSeq, a predicted model, not a curated record
AUGUCAUAUCCCACUACCGAACCAUCCAAACGAGUUAGGAGAUUCUUACCUGAACCCAUUGAAACCACCACACGCAAAUCCAAGGCACCCCAGCCAACAUCAUACGUGGGGAGGAAGUUGCUGCAUGAACAAGAAGACCUUAACACUGCAGCGGGGGCCAAAGACGACACAAAGUGUCACUCAACUCACCCUGUCGCAUCCGCCAAACCUCUGAUACAUAUAAAACCUCCGUGCAGCACUGCAUCACAUGUCCACGACAACUUGCCGCCAACUUGCCUACCAUCUAAUAGUUAUCCAGAGAGGCGACAUAGAGGAGAGAAACAUGCAACAGAAUCGCUGGCACCGCUGCGACAAAGCCGUAUAAGCGGCAAACAGAAUGAGGCAUUAUGCAACACAGACAACUCUCAACUGCGCCCGAGAAAAUUUGUGCCUCAGCUAAUGGAAACGGCCAGCCGCUCAUUUCGCCGCGACUCGUGCACAUAUGCACCUCAUGAAAAAUACCGACCGGAGCCUGAAACUGAUCUGAAGCAUGCGAGCGCUAUCGGGGAUACACCGGUACAUAGUGAAGGCCACUUGGCACAUGAGUCUCGAUUUUCAUACUUCCGGCUUCGGCAGCGUCAGGAGAUAAGACGGCAUUCUUUUCGAGUUCCCGAUCUCCCCGUGAUUCCUUCUAGCGGUAGCGAAGCAUCUGAAGCGUCUGACUUACCAUCAUUGCCCGUGUCGCCAUCUGUCUCAUCCCGACAAUCAGUGAUACGGCCGAGAGUGGAAGAAGGUCGCAGGGAAAGUUGCGACGAGCUUUUCUCAAGCUAUCUACUCUCUCUUGCUGCCCGCUCGACCGAAAAACAGUUAAGAGACCAAGCCUUAGCAGCUUUCCCUAAUGAACAAGUCUAUCAGCCGGUGGAUCACUUUGCCAUUGAUACAGAAGAGGAUUGUUCCAGCCAAGAAGAGCCACUAAUACGUGAAUCGGAUGAACUAAGAAGGUACCGACGUGCGUCAUCUGCGGAUUUGUCUUGGGAGCUCGAGUAUAUGCGGCAGCAUAAAGAGGAGGCAGAAAUGCGAGACCGUGCCAUGGCUGGCACACAGGGUUUGCAUCUUUCAUGUGUCGGUCCUUUAAAAUUAACGGCCUGCGGUAAACCAAGGCCGCAUAUCUAUCCAGACAAGAAUCGGGAAGGAGAUCACGGCCGAGACCAACAAAAACACCUCAAGAGCCCACCGAUGUUAGGCGACGACCUUACUUUCCCCCAAAGCUUGUCACCCGAAACAACUUUCUGUGAGAGUCACCCUUUGGCCGAGUGCAGUAACAGUGUUCACAACCUUCCCCACCUUUGGCAUGCGGCUCCUCACAACAAUGAUGACUGUGGUGGCGAUGGUCUAUGGAUGGGAACAUGCAAACAGGACAAGCAUUGCCGAACCUCCCAAGACUCUCUUUCCUACAGUACAUUAGCUCCAGUUUCUCGAAUUAGAGGAACGAGUUGGGCGUGGCCGAACGAAAUGUUGACAUUAAAAGACAAAGCUCAUCCUAAGCCCCAGACGAAGCCAGAACCACACGAUGAGAAGAAGCGGGACAGCUCUGAUAGCGACACUGAACCCCAAUUUCAGGAUGGGUUCGUCACUCAGAUUUAUAACUACUUGUCUCUAGGCUAUCCUUGUGUUGCUCAUGCCAAGGGUUAUGUUAGCAUCGUCGAAAACCCCAGAACAGGAACUUCUGUUAGCGAUGUUUGCAGCCGUUGGCUGGCUCUUCGCUCGUAUAUACGCGAUUGGGCUAGUCAGCAAGCUACUUCGGCUGAAGACAACAGCAGUCAUGGGACAUGGGGUGUACGCGAGAGAAGGGGUAGUUGGGCGGGGUGA